AUGGCUUCCGCACCAGACGUGCAACAACCUCCUUUCGAUGAUUCCGACAAGACCUUCAAUGAGGCUUCAGAGAAGGAGCAACAAAUCACACCCGACUCCUCCGAGCUGCAGCCAGAAACUAGAGCUGUGACGGGUUGGAAAUGGGUACUGGUUUGUGCCGGCCUCUACUGCGCUAUUUUUCUGUACGGGCUCGACAAUACCAUUGCUGCAGACAUCCAGAGCUCUGUCCUAGACACUUUUGGAGAUGUCGGACAGCUGGCUUGGAUAGGUGAUGGGUUUCCCCUAGGAUCCGUUGCCACCAUCUUGACUUUUGGGAAAGCUUACGGAAUGUUUAAUGUCAAGUAUGUUCAUCUGGGAAGCAUCGUCGUGUUCGCCGUCGGGAGUGCUAUCUGCGGUGGCGCCCCCAAUAUGGACGCUCUCAUCGUGGGACGAGUCAUUGCUGGCGUCGGCGGCGCGGGAUUAUAUCUCGGCAUGUUGAACCUGAUUGCCAUCAAUACCCUAGAAAAAGAGCGACCUGCGUACAUGGGUGGUACCGGUGUGAUCUGGGGAGCUGGAACCAUCUUGGGCCCUGUCAUAGGAGGCGCGUUUGCUGACUCGAGUGCCUCAUGGAGAUGGGCCUUCUACAUCAACCUCGUCAUCUUUGGAGCUUUGUCGCCAGCACUCCUUUGCAUCCCAAGCUUUAACCCGCAACCAGAAAUCUCAACACUCACGAAACUAAAGGAGCUUGACUGGGUCGGCGCAACUCUUAUUGCGGGACUUUACACCACCUUUGUAAUGGCUCUUACAUUUGGAGGCGUGACAUGGGAGUGGAAUGAUGGUCGGACGAUCGCCACCUUGGUAGUCUGCGGCGUGAUCUUGUUGCUCUUCAUGGCCCAGCAGUACUUUGCUAUACUUACUACUCCCGAGCGCCGGCUGUUCCCCAUCCAAUUCAUCGCUUCUCGGACCAUGGUCAUAUUACACAUCUGCACGGCGUGCGGAUCAACCGCCAUGUUUGUCGUCAUAUACUACAUCCCUCUUAUGUUCCAGUUUUCACAUGGUGACAACGGGAUUGAAUCUGCUGUAAGAUUGCUGCCGUUUAUCUGUGUUCUCAGUGUUUUCAUCAUGGGCUCUGGGCAUCUCUUGGGGUAUCUGGGAUACUAUAUUGUACUUUACAUCGUUGGCGGGGCUUUCCUACUCGUCGGCGCCGCUCUCAUGUACACAACCAGUGCCACAACUCAUACAGGUACUAUCUACGGCUUUUCGGUCUUGAUCGCCAUCGGGGCUGGUUUGGUUGCUCAGAUUGGCUACAGUGUGGCCCCUUCUAAAGCUGCGCCCCAGGAUAUGGCAGCAGCAAUCGGGUUCAUAAACGUUGCUCAAAUUGGAGGUUUGGUUGUCGCUCUGGCUAUCUCCGGCACUGUGUUCCAAAAUGUCACCUUUACUCACCUGAGCAAAGUUCUUACUCCUCGGGGAUUCACUGCCUCGCAGAUCCACGGUGCUGUCGCCGGAUCCCAGAGCACUUUGCUCAACAGUUUGCCAAGCGAUAUUCAAACCGAGGCGAUAGACAUAAUCGUAAAAUCUAUUUCUCGCCUUUAUGCUCUCGUGAUCACGGCAGGAGCAUUGUGUUUUGUGACGGGAAUGCUCCUGAAGAGGGAGAAGCUGUUUGGGGCCAAGGCUGUUGCUGCUACUUAG
Messenger RNA from Talaromyces atroroseus, 1668 nucleotides. RefSeq lists its product as hypothetical. The record is from RefSeq and is a predicted model, not a curated record. Gene Ontology annotation, molecular function: transmembrane transporter activity. Bases 1 to 1668 code for a protein of 555 amino acids. The transcript is spliced from 3 exons. Gene Ontology annotation, biological process: transmembrane transport. Lineage: Eukaryota; Fungi; Ascomycota; Eurotiomycetes; Eurotiales; Trichocomaceae.